AUGGAUGCAUUCGCUGAACACAUCCUGAACGCACCCGGUUGUCAACAAGGGUCGCUUGUCGCCUCUCCUUCACAGCCGAGCGUAAAGGACGAAGUUGUUUGUUGUAUGGUGAGGGAGGAGGGUGAUGUGUUUGUCGCGCAGAUGGGUUCUAGUGAAGAAUCUUCUGUAUGUGUUCUGCGCAAUGACAACCUACUCCCCAACUUCCGCACUCGCGGACAUCCGUCCAUGAAAUCGCCCUGGCUGACUCGCAAACCUCUGAGAAGUCGCCGACUUGCGACCACAAUUAGGCCAACUGUGAUAUAA
Messenger RNA from Dibothriocephalus latus, 303 nucleotides. The record is from the annotation of a GenBank genome assembly. Lineage: Eukaryota; Metazoa; Platyhelminthes; Cestoda; Diphyllobothriidea; Diphyllobothriidae.